UUCAUAAAUCAUACGGCACCUCUCGCCGCCAGCCCGCCACCAACUCUGACCCCGCGCCCCUGCCUGCCUGCCUGCCUCCGAUCACGACAAGGGCGGAGGCCGAGGAGGAAACUGAACGUACGAUGGGCAACUGUCAGGCGGCGGAGGCGGCGACGGUGGUGCUGCAGCACCCGGGCGGCCGCGUCGAGCGCCUCUACUGGGCCACCAGCGCCGCCGAGGUCAUGCGCGCCAACCCGGGCCACUACGUCGCGCUCGUCACGCACCGGCCGGGGGAGGAGGGCGGGGAGCGGCGCGGCGCGGCGCGGGUGACGCGGGUGAAGCUGCUCAAGCCCCGGGACACGCUGGCGCUCGGCCAGGCCUACCGCCUCAUCACCGUCGCCGAGGUCACCAGGGCGCUGCAGGCCAAGAAGGAGGAGAAGACACGGAGGGCGGCGCAACAGCAGCAGCUCGUGCUGCCACAGCUCAAGCACGCCGGAGGGAGCCCCGGCGCCGGUGAGGACUCGCCGCAGCUGGUGGAUAGCGGCCUUGAUCAGCAGGGCAGGGACGGCCACCGGAGCAAUCCGAGCUCAGCGGCGCACCCCGGCGCCAGGCAUCGCCAUUGGCGCCCGUCUCUGCACAGCAUUGCCGAAGUCAGCAGCUGAUGUGACAAAAAUCCGUAGCCGGUGAGCACUUGCUGUUCGUCAGUCUUCAGCCUUCCUGCAAUCUGCAGAGGAACCGUGCGAUGCGACAACCGGUUGGUUCGUCAGACUCCGACCCUCGUCAGUACAAAGCGAACCAACACUUGUUGGGAAAAGGGGCUCCUAGUUAGCAUCGAGCCCUUGUAAGAUAAAAAAAGUAGUUGAAGAUCUUGCUCAGGUCGUUUUAGCGAGUGUAAGAUCGGUGUUGGGAGUUGGGACACACUCUGAAAAUGUCGAAAGGGAAAAGGAAAAAAAAAGAACAGUAGUGCUGUACUGUUAUAUUCAGACAUGGCGCAAAGUGGAGUACAUCCCUUUGCAGGUGUGUAGCUUUC
Molecule: messenger RNA, 1009 nt
Organism: Panicum virgatum (switchgrass)
Lineage: Eukaryota; Viridiplantae; Streptophyta; Magnoliopsida; Poales; Poaceae
Exons: 2
Coding region: 123-641 (172 amino acids)
Source: RefSeq, a predicted model, not a curated record